GGGGGAAGGGAGGAAGCACAGAGAGAAGGGAGGGAGAGAAGAGGAGAGAGAGGAGGGAGUUCUGCUAGGGACAUAGGAGGAGCUUUGACGUGAGCUACAGGGCAAGGAGCCUGCAAGAGCAGCUUUACUUCACGUCAUAUUGUUUCAUGGCAAGUGCUGGGAGCACAGGCAGCAGCCUCACAGCCAGUGGCUCCUUCUCCUCUCUCUCCCCACCUCCUCCUCCUCCUCCAUUGUAUAAUGCUUCUCGUCUCCAGCCAGCAGAAAGCACUGGCUUAAAAUCGUGCAGCCCGACCGACAUAUGGACCUGGUGCUAGAUUAGGGGAAGAGGGGGGGCAAUCCUGAUGCUUUAGGACCUCAGGUGAAACUGCAUGUGCUAAUCCUUCUGAAAAUUCUCUGGGGACAGACAAUGAAGUGUCAGGAUCUCUCCUGAAGCUGCCACUACAGGAGGAAUGCUGCCUGUGCAGUGGGAUAAAGUGUAUUCUCAUAACAAGAGUAUGAUUUCAUGACUAUUGUGUUAACCCCUUCUCUGCAAGAGAUAUAUGUUGGCUAAAGUGGGAAAGCGAAAGUUUGACGAGCAUGAAGAUGGGCUGGAAGGCAAAGUGGUGUCUCCGACAGAUGGGCCAUCGAAGGUAUCCUACACUUUACAGCGCCAGACUAUCUUCAACAUUUCCCUUAUGAAACUCUACAACCACAGGCCGCUGACAGAGCCAAGCUUGCAGAAAACAGUUUUAAUUAAUAACAUGUUGAGACGGAUACAGGAGGAGCUAAAACAAGAAGGUAGCUUGAGGCCUGUUUUUAUUAGCACUUCACAGUCUUCGGACGCUCUUGGUGACACUUAUCAGGAGGCUCAGCCUGCAUUCAGCCAUCUUGCCACCCAGCCUCUUCAACCCACUGACUUAAUAAGCACUACACCACUGGAAUCUUGCCUCACCCCAGCCUCUCUCCUUGAAGAGGACACAUUUUGCACUUCCCAGACAGUCCUGCAGAAUAUUGCAAGCAGCAAAUUACCACCACCGCCGCCUCUUGUCCAGCCAGUAAAAGACAGUUUCUCCUCAGCCUUGGAUGAAAUUGAGGAACUGUGUCCAACUUCUACCUCCACUGAGGCAGCUGCAGAAGCAGCAGCAACAGCGCAUUUGCAGGAUGAACCUGUUGCGGCAGGAACACUUAAGCCGGAGGGAACACAGGAGAACAGAACAAGUGAGCCAAAACUAAUGGAUUCCCUUCCUGGGAACUUUGAAUUAACAGCCUCCACUGGCUUUCUUACAGACCUGACCUUGGAUGACAUCCUUUUUUCUGAUAUUGACACGUCCAUGUAUGAUUUUGAUCCUUGCACCUCAAAUGCUGGAGCAGCCUCUAAAAUGGCACCAGACGAACUUCUCAAAACUUUGUCUCCAUAUAGCAGCCAACCGGUAACCCCGAGUCAGCCUUUUAAGAUGGACCUUACGGAAUUAGACCACAUAAUGGAGGUUUUGGUAGGAUCCUAAGAGAACACAACUCUGCAAACUCCUUACCCCCAGAUUCACAGCACUGUGCAUGCAUAGUUUUUGCCUUUUUCGAGGGGAAAAAAAAAAGGUUCUUGUUUAAUUAUUGCAUUACGCUGUAUCGGAGUGCCUUCUAUAUGACCACUUUGGAGAUACUUUAUAAGUGAUUCUCCAAGGAUGAUCGUACCACAGUCCACUGAAGAUUUCAUACAAACUAUGAAGUGACAACUAAAAAUUUAAGUUGUACAUGUAUAAGCACAAGAAUUACAUUGGGGAACGCUGUAAAUUGCAUGUGCAUAACUGUCUAUUUUUUCAAUAAGUUUUAUUGCAAGAGGUAAAUUUUAUUAUUUAGGUAACUGGAGCCCCAUUUUUUUUUUUUUUUGCCAUUUUAGGUUGGGAGUAAAAAAAAAAAAAAAAAAAAUUGGAGGCAUUAAAUACUGCUUUUCCAAUAAGAAUUGCAUAUAAAUAGCUGCUUAGACCCCAUUGCCUAAAUGGUUUUAUAUUUUUGUACAGAUUGUCAUUUAUUAUAUUGAUUUUGUAGAAAAGGAAAAGAAAAAAAAAUCUGCAGGAAAAGUUAGGUUUUGAGCAACAAAAUAAUUUUGAUAGGAUUUGCGAUGAAGUUUCUUCCUAAAUCAAAUCUUUGACAUUGGCCCAUACUUUUUAUAAAUUAUUUACAGGUUUUACAGUCCACAGUGCAAUUCUGGGAAACCAUUUUGGUUACUAUUUAUUUUAAGGUAAAGGAAGUGGCAGGGGG
Molecule: messenger RNA, 2235 nt
Organism: Pseudophryne corroboree (corroboree frog)
Lineage: Eukaryota; Metazoa; Chordata; Amphibia; Anura; Myobatrachidae
Gene: SERTAD2
Product: SERTA domain containing 2
Exons: 3
Coding region: 540-1484 (314 amino acids)
Cellular component (GO): nucleus
Molecular function (GO): transcription regulator activity
Source: RefSeq, a predicted model, not a curated record